Messenger RNA from Armigeres subalbatus, 1179 nucleotides. RefSeq names its product protein HGH1 homolog. NCBI's taxonomy places the organism in Eukaryota, Metazoa, Arthropoda, Insecta, Diptera, Culicidae. The transcript has 3 exons. The coding region runs from base 80 to 1159 and encodes 359 amino acids. The record is from RefSeq and is a predicted model, not a curated record.
GAGCCCUGCACAUACGACAGUGUUUAUCUACGGUAUAGCGUGCUCGGUCAACCAGAUCCACGGUUCACACCGCCAAGAUAUGGAAGCGCUACGAGAAAUAACACCCUUCCUGAGUAAAUCCGCUCGACUGGACCUUAAAGCAGUCUCACUGACACACGUUCUUGGUUUGACCGGUUCAAAGGACGGAAUAUCGUUGAUUGGCCAGUGCCAGGAAUUGCUAGCCAAUGUGGUGGAUCUAAGCGCAGAUGAAUCCGAAGUCAUUCGUAAAGACGCCGUUCUUGCGUUGGUCAAUAUAUCUGCCGAACAGGAUGGGGCCGAAGCUCUGGUCAAUCAGCUUGCCAGCAAAAUCGUUCCAAUGGCAUAUACAGCUAUAACCAACAAAGACUGCAAGCUGGCCGAUCCUUGGAGCAUGGUUCUGUGCAAUGUGAGCCGCCCGGAGACACUGGUGGAUCCGGUGCUGACAGAGCUUCUAAAAAUCGAACAUGCAAUCGAAAACUUGACUGUCUGCUUCACCCGCAUCAACUACAACACGCAAAAAGGCCACCUGAACUACCUUGCACCACUUUUCAGUAACCUAUCUCAAAGCAAACGAGGUCGGGACGUUAUUUGCAACCAAAAUGCCGAUAUGCUAGUGCGUAUUCUCCCGUUCGUGCAUCACGAGGGAAGCAUCGUGCGCCGAGGUGGUGCCGUAGGCAUACUCAAAAAUAUUUGCUUCGACUCUACGGUGCACGAUUGGCUGCUGGGUGGAGAGGUGGACGUGCUACCUUUCAUCCUGCUACCAUUGGCAGGGCCGGAAGAGUUUGACGAUGACACAAACGACAAGCUGCCGGUGGAGCUGCAAUACCUGGGGCCCGACAAGAAACGGGAAGAGGAUCCGGACAUAAGGAAAAUGCUGCUGGAAUCAUUGGCUCAGCUGUGCGCCACCCGUAAAGGUCGGGAAUACCUGAGAGAACGAGGAACGUACGAAGUGUUGAGGGAGCUGCACAAAUUUGAAUGCAGUCCGGAAGGGGAGAAGCGAGUGUUGGUCACAUGUGAGAAUGUGGUGGAUAUUUUAAUAAGGACGGAAGACGAAAUUGGCGAAGAUAACUUGAAGGCUUUGGACAUUCCUGAGGACGUUUUAUCGAAAAUUGAAAAAAUGGAUGAUGAAAUUGAGCAAUAAAUGUCUUAAUAGAUGCUGAA